Molecule: messenger RNA, 1378 nt
Organism: Ciona intestinalis (vase tunicate)
Lineage: Eukaryota; Metazoa; Chordata; Ascidiacea; Phlebobranchia; Cionidae
Source: RefSeq, a predicted model, not a curated record
AUAAUAUUUAAAAGGUGUAGGUUAAUUAGGAACAAAAUGUUGAUGUCAAUUUUCCCUAUUUGUGUUUUGGCAAUUGCUGUUGUUCAAGUGACGGCCCAAGAUAGUCGAUGCAUGGAUAGCUCUGGUAAUGGAAUCAGCACCAUUCCAUUUGAAAAGCCCGGCGACUGCGCGAACUUUUAUCAAUGUGAUAACGGACGACUUCUAACAAGACCAUGCGGUGUAGGAACUGUAUUUAAUCCAGUUCAUCUAGUGUGUGACUGGCCACGUAAUGUUGUUGGCUGCGAUGGUUCGAACCCAGUACGCCAAACAACAACUGGAGCAACUACAACAGGUGUUGUAUCAACGACUACAAGUACUGGUGCGAGUACCACCACAUCUGUACCAGUUACAAAUGCACCAACGACUACAAUUACAGCGCCAACUACCACAAAUUCACCUGACUCCUGCCGCAAUGCCGCUGGCAACCCAAUCAGUUCCAUUCCGUUUCCAAAACCUGGCGACUGUCACAACUAUUACCAAUGUGAUAACGGACGACUUCUAACAAGACCAUGCGGUGUAGGAACUGUAUUUAAUCCAGUUCAUCUAGUGUGUGACUGGCCACGUAAUGUUGUUGGCUGUAAUGGUUCGAUUCCACCACCAACAACAACAGAAACUACAACAACAAUGGACCCUAUGACGUCGACACAGGGCCCUGUGACGUCACCACCGCCAACAGUUAUGCCCACUGCAAAUCCAAACGUGCCGGUCAUCCUCUGUCCAGAAGUUAACGACGCAUCAGGUUGUAGUUUAAGGUCAAGCUUUAUUUGCGAGUUCAUCAAAUGGAGAGUCGGCGUGAAUGUUUGGCUCAAGAAGUUUCAGGAAUGGGGGGCUCAGAACGGCGUCCAAAUCAAUUCACCCUCCCUAGUCUGCCCUGACUUGAACAUACAGUGUAAGAACCCACAGCAGCUGAGGCAAUUCAAAGAUAUGAACAACUGUUUGGUUGCUUACUGCGAGGAUGGUUUAUACUUAUCCGGGCCCGAUGCUCAAACCUGGAGAACCCACUUUGCAAACUGGAGGAAGAUUUACGCUUCUUGGACCGCUGCGCAAUGCAAUGCUCAAUAAUCAGAUUAUGCAUGUCUUCCUAUAUCCCUAACUUCACAAUUUAACAAUAUUAACCUUAUAUUUUAAAACUCUCAUUUAUUUUUUUUCUACUUUUUAGUUUAAUUUAACAUAAAACUUAGAUUUGCCAAUUUAGCAAUAUUAACUAUAUAGGCAAAUUCACAUUAAAUUCCACUUUUUGUACUUUUUACUGUUCAAUUUUUUCAGUACACCCAGAAUUUCCACUUUUCCAUAAAGUCGAUCUUCUAUUAUUUUUGUAGUAAAAUCAAAGUGAUGGGAA